Molecule: messenger RNA, 996 nt
Organism: Lactuca sativa (garden lettuce)
Lineage: Eukaryota; Viridiplantae; Streptophyta; Magnoliopsida; Asterales; Asteraceae
Source: RefSeq, a predicted model, not a curated record
AUGACGGGACAUGAAUUUACAUUAGAGUUACUUCACCAUAAUCCUCUACAAUGUCUUGAAGUGUUACGCAUGUCCCGUGAAUCAUUUGUCCGACUAUGUGCUCAUUUUAGAGUAAACUACGCGUUAAAGGAUAGCAAACAUGUGUCGGUUGAGGAGAAGAUGGCUAUCUUUUUGAUGAUAAUCAGUCAUAACCAACGUUAUGUGAUUAUCAAGCGGAGAUUUCAACACUCAAAGCAAACAAUUCAUAAGUUUUUUCAUGAAGUGUUGGACAAAAUGUUGCUUUUCGCACAUGAAAUUAUAGUACCAACUUCUUUUAAUCCAAAUCCAAACAUUCCGGGACAUAAUAGGAGGCUACGGCGGGUGUUCAAGGGAGCAGUUGGUGCACUUGAUGGCACUUUGAUACAUGUUGCUGUCCCUGCAAACAAACUAGAUUUAUAUAGAAGUAGGGGAAAAGGCGAUUGUUACCAAAAUGUAUUGGCAAUAUGUGACUUCAACAUGAUGUUUACGUUUGUUGUGGCCGUUUGGGAAGGGAUAGCACACGAUUCUAGAAUUUUAUCAGAAGCAUUAGCAAAUCCACAUGCACCAUUCCCGCUUCCACCACCAGAUAAAUAUUAUCUUUGUGAUGCCGCCUAUGCAAACGUUCGAGGUUUUAUGGCACCGUACCGUAAUGCAAAACUUCGGAAUGUCAUUGAGCGUUCUUUUGGUGUCUUGAAAGCACGAUUCCCUGUAUUGAAGAGGAUGGCACCAUUCUCGUUGGUUACACAACGAAACAUUACCCUAGCAUGUUUUGUGCUUCAUAAUUUUAUAAGAAGAGAAGGACUACAUGAUGAGUAUUUUGCACGAUAUGAUGAACCAAAUGUCUCAGUUCGGAAUAACAACGCAGUCGUUGAUAAUGAUGAAGAUGAGAUUCCAACAAAUGGUACUGAAGCGGACCGUGAAUAUAUGGCCCAGUUACGGGAUGAAAUUGCCGAACAAUUGAUGCAAAGUAUGGAAUGA